AUGGUACUAGACGAAUCUUCUUUCAAACAAUUAGCAAGAAGCUUCCAUGUUAGAUUUAACAAAAUCCUCUCGAAGCUUCUUGACAUUGCUUGUGGAAGAGAUCCUCCACUCUUUUUUCUCACAACAAUCUCACUUUAUAUCCUAUCCAUCAUUGGGACAUAUUUCAACUUUGUAAAUCUCCUGUUCAUAGGGUUUGUAAACAUCCAAACCUUGCCGGUUCUGUAUGAGAUGUACGAGGAUGACGUGGAUAGAGUGGCGGGUAAGUUGGUUAGGAAGAUGAAGAAGCUAUACAGGAAUGUCGACUCGAAUGUUCUUAGCAAGAUCCCAAGAGGAACUAUUCAUGUACAAUAUCAGAAUUUAUGUGCGGCACAUGGUGAUUAUGAUUUCUGUAAUGAUAUCUUCUAA
Arabis nemorensis is the source of this 405-nucleotide messenger RNA. Lineage: Eukaryota; Viridiplantae; Streptophyta; Magnoliopsida; Brassicales; Brassicaceae. The record is from the annotation of a GenBank genome assembly.